Molecule: messenger RNA, 6696 nt
Organism: Haliotis rubra (blacklip abalone)
Lineage: Eukaryota; Metazoa; Mollusca; Gastropoda; Lepetellida; Haliotidae
Product: protein mono-ADP-ribosyltransferase PARP14-like
Biological process (GO): negative regulation of gene expression
Cellular component (GO): cytoplasm; nucleus
Molecular function (GO): NAD+ poly-ADP-ribosyltransferase activity; transcription corepressor activity; RNA binding
Source: RefSeq, a predicted model, not a curated record
AUGACGAUGCAUUCUCUGAGUGCAAACAAUGGUUCUUCAUCCCCUACAGAAAAUGAUCGGCUUCGUCAGGACAUUCCAGAAGAACCGACACAUUUUGAGUCGAUGAACUACAAUGUGGAAAAUCCGCAGACGCGGACGAGAGCAGGUAUUUCUGAAGAAUUCAUGUCAUUGAACAGGAACUAUUCCAGCACAGCCGGAAGUCAACAGACUUCACAUGGUUUUCGACCAAGAUACCCAAAUUAUGUUCCUUACAACCAUCCAGUAUAUCAUCCGGGCAUUCCAGGUCCUGCUCAUCCACAACGGCCAUUUUAUCUUGUCGAUCCAAACCAGUUUUACUACCGGCAACAUCCUUACCAGUACCCACGUGUUCCUGUUCCAAGCUAUCAGGGACAACCACCUCUGCUUGAUUCAAUUUAUCCAUAUCCGCCACAUUUUAGAUAUGGUCCACCGUCACUGCAACCUCCCCCGCCACCACCACCGCCACCGCAACCUCCCCCGUACAGAAUGCCAGCAUCGUCCCUCUCCGUCGACCACCCAGCCAGUUCCGCUAAUGUGGCAAGACCUCUAGAAAAUACCACACAGCAUAUAGUUCACCAACUGAAGUAUCCUGACGAAAUGAAUACAAGAAGAACAAUUGAAGUCCAUGGGUGUGACUUCGGUUCAGGAAGUUUGGAUAAGUACAGGUUCUUUUUUGAAAAUGAAAGACGAGGAGGAGGAGAUAUAGAAAACUUCCAACACGACGAGGAAAACAACAUGCUUGUCAUUACAUUCAAAGACUCUGAAGUCACACAGAGGCUCGUGGAGAUGGGCAAAGUUACCAUAGCAAAUGAAGAAGCGGAAAUAAAACCUUAUACGCCCUUGCCAGUCUAUGUGGACAAAGUUCUUUUGAAGUACCCGGGUGCACACCACGAUGAGGGCUCUGAGGUCCUAUCCAUUUAUCUUGAAGCAAGGGCCAGUGUUGAGGUGAAGAGCGUUAGGAAAGGAGCAAAAGAUGAUGCGUUGUUAGUAACGUUCAACAGCCCUGUUGAUAUACCCAAACUCCAGACAGCCUGUAACCUGAAACCAUUCCAAACAAAAGCAGUCACAGUGUUCAAAGUACCUGCCACCAAGGUACUGAUAGCUGAGCAUGUCCCAGUGUCAAUUGCCCCGGAAACCAUUUCGGAUUACUUCGAAACCCGAAAAUGUGGCAAUGAUAUGCAGACGGAAGUAGUCAAAGUUGAGGGAUCAGGUCAAGAUGGAUGCUACCUUGUCCAUUUUGCUGACCACAGAGUUGUUGAACAGAUAAGCUCAAGAGUGCACACACUUGGAGAAGAAAGUAUAAAAGUCCAUCUCCAUCACAAAUGCAUAGGACGGCAGUCUCCCGAGUUCACUGACGCUACAUUAUCCCAGAUGUCAGAUGGUGUACUUGUUGAAGGUGUUCAUCAAGUUGUACCACGAUUUCUUAGGAAGUCACCCAAGGUACUGAGAAACAUUCAAGAAAAACUAUGUGGUUACGGAUUGUCACUGGAGUUGAAUGAGUCCAACCAAGUGUUCGUUGUCCGGAAAGUUGGGAGUGAGUGUGAAUCAAAAGCUGCUGGUGGAAUAGAUGUUCAGGGUUUGGCCAGGUCAGUCAUAAAUGAAUUUGUUCUUCAGUUUUCGGUUCCAAUUCCCAAAGAAUUGCGGGACAACGUUGAUACAAUGGUAAAACAGAUCAGUGUUGAUGAAACAGAGGCAAAGAUGUUCACUGACAAGCAGGUCCUAGCAAUUGUUGGUAUUCCCUCGAAAGCUAAUGAAAUCAAAGGAGACGUUGAGAAACACAUUGCCGAUAGAAUAUCCUCAAAAGGCCUGAAUAAAAUCGUAAAUGAAGAAGUGUAUUCUUUACCACCUCUUCAAGUCAAAUUUCUUCGGGAAUGUGCUUUUAAUAAGGGAAUGAAACAAUUCUCAGGUGUGAGUGUCAGGUAUGAUGGAAAUGUAAUCAAUCUGUCUGGUCCAGAGGCCUCUGUGAAAGAAGCAAAGAUUCAGUUGUAUGAACUUGCACAUGGAACGCAAACUUCAGUGAUUGAGCAUAUUUCCCCACAGCAGCUGGCUGUGCUUCAGAAAAAGGCAGUUGAGGAAAGAGUUAGGGAAGAACUGAAGAGAGAUGGAAUUGAAGCAUCAUGGCAUACAAAAGAGUCAUCACUAGAAGUAAUUUCAACAAGUGAAGAAAACGUAGGGCAAUUUACUGAAAUGCUGCUUCGUAUUGUGGUGGAAAGAAUUGUUCUCCUCGAAGGCAAAAUGCAGUUAGUCAUGCAAUCAGAAUCGUGGGCAAGCUUACAUAAAUCGUUGGUUGAUUAUUUAUCCGACACCUUCAGUAUUCACAAUGUCCAAGACAAAGGUUAUCUUCUCAUUGCUGGGUUAAAGGAUGAUGUGGAAAGUGUGUAUGCUGAAGUCACAGAGUUCCUGUCAUCCAACACAGUUAAGGAGACAUGUCUUAAGUUUCCCAGAGGAGUGCACAGAUUCCUUCUGGCCCACAACAAAGAUGCGGUGGCAACAAUUGCUAAAGAUUUGAAGGACUGUCAUGUCCGAAUAGUAUACCAGGAGAAUGGAGCGGAAUUUACCAUUAAUGGCUCAAAAGAAGGAAUAGACCAAAGCCGAAAGAAACUGACCUCCCUUGCUGAUAAAGUCCAAACCCAUAAGGAACUACUACAGAAAGCUGGCAUGGCCAGAAUGCUGAAAACAGAGAAAGGUGGAAGGAUUGUCUCUCAUGUCGAGAAGAUUGAAAGGUGUAUGAUUGAAGUUAUUAAUGGGGAGGAGAAGGAGGAGGAAGAAGAAAAACAAACAGGACAAAAUACAGCAGCCAGCCCAGAGCCAACAUCUACCAUAGUGGCUGUCUCCAACAUAGCUGGUGGAAGGAAGCUCUAUGUAAGAGAAGGAGACAUUACCACCACGAAAGUCAGUGCUAUUGUCAAUGCUGCUAACGAGAGAUUGGAUCACUGUGGAGGUCUUGCCAAAUACAUCGUUGACAAAGGUGGACAAGAAAUACAAGAGGAGUGUGACAGGCAUGUGAAUUCCUAUGGUCAGGUUCUGGAUGGAGAUGCUGUGUUGUCGGGUCCAGGAAGACUUAAAGGUAGCUGUGACUUCAUUGUGCAUGCAGUAGGGCCAAGAUGGGAAGGAGGCAAGAAGAAAGAAAAAGAACACUUGCGAGAAGCUGUCACCAGAAGUCUGGAACUUACAGACGGACGUGGGGGUAGUUCCAUUGCAGUACCUGCUUUGAGUGCUGGGAUCUUUGGAUAUCCCACAGAUGCUGCUACAAAAGUUAUAACAACUGCAGUAAGAGACUACCUUCAGAAACAUAAAUCCAGUACAAUCAAAGAUGUAUAUUUCUGCACAGAUAAACGCAACACUGUGGACAGCUUUGUAAAAUCUCUGCAAAAUGUCUUGGGGGAAUCAAAUGUACUCAUUCAACCACGAUCACAAGGCGGGGCAGGUGCUCAGAUGCAGCGUUCAUCCCGCAAAUUACCGAAAAGAGUAUCUGCACAAACAGGGAUGGAAAGUGGAUAUAAAGUAAAGUUGGUUGAAGGGGACAUUGCUCAACAAAAGGCAGAUGUUAUUGUCACCACAAGGAGCAUAGACAUGGAAUUACAACAUGAAGGGCCAGUGGCGAGGAGACUUAUUGAAGUCGGUGGACCAGAAUUACAGGCUGCCCGUGGAGACAGAAAGACAAUAAUUCUGGUCCAAUUGUUAUCACAUCUGGUUACACUGACCUGCAAAAAGGUGUAUCAUGUUUAUUUGAAGCCAUUCUCACUUCGAACACAAACGUGGUUUCGUCAGUCGCCGCCAAAGGAUGUCACAGACAUAGUGAAGGAAUGCUUAACAACUGCUGGCCGACACAACUGUUCAAGCAUCGCAAUGCCAGCACUUGGUAUAGGGAAUGCUGGAUAUCCCCCAGAUCUGGUAGCCGAAGCUAUGUUAACAACUAUAAGCGACUUCUGGGCCCAGAACCCAGGGACAUCCCUAACAGACAUAAGAGUUAUCCUGUACCCUAAGAACAGGAAGAUCAUACAGGUGUUUAAGGAUAAAGCCCAGAAAAUGGAAUCGGAUGGACAAAGAACUUCACAUUCUCGGAGGAGGGUGAUCCUUACACGUGGAUCAAUUACCAGGUUUAAGGCAGACGUUAUUGUGAAUCCAACAGACCGUAAGCUCAAUCUGACAAGAGGCAGACUAUCAAAGGCUAUAUCAGAUGCUGCGGGUCCGGCUAUAGAAACCGAAUGUCGAAGAAUAUACCAAACUGGAUUUGAAAGACUGGCAGUGACUUCAGCUGGUCUUCUACAAGCGUCUGAAAUCUACCAUGUUGUCAUACCUCCGUGGGACGCUGUGCAGGGCAGUGAGAACCUGCACAAGGCUGUUACUCUCUGUCUGGAGGAAGCGAGCAGAAAACAGCACACAAGUUUGUUGUUCCCAACGCUUGGGAUAGGAUUGUCCGGAUAUGAUAAAGACGUGUCUGCCAGGAUAAUGUUCCGAGCCACAGACGCCUUCUGGAGAUCCCAUCCUGACACCAAGCUAACUGAUGUCAAGAUUGUCAUAUAUGACAAAGACAAUGAUGUGGCAAAGGCAUUUGAAAAAGAGAGCAGAUCAUUUUACGGCAUGCCGACCUCAAUCAGGAGGGGUAGACAACUGAAAACAGACAACGUAUGCACAGAUGAACCAUAUGACGUAAGUGGAGGAGUCACAUUUGGCAACAUCCACUUCAUUCUGAAGCAUGGAGAUUUGUUACAAGAAAAAGUGGACUGUAUCAUAAAUAGUGUGGAUUCACAGUUCAAUCUUCAGAAAGGAAUAAUUAACCAGGCUCUCUUGCGAAAGUUUCCAGGCGUGGGAACCGAUAACCGAACACAAAAGGAAAAAGAUGUCCGUUCAAAAGGUUUAACAGUGUCACAAGUAGCAGGAGCGACAUUCAACACUGUUAUCCACUUUGAGGGAUUUCACUUCGAACAUGACGUUAAAAAAAUACUGAAAACCUGCAUCAAACAGGCAGAUAAACUGUGCUGUUCAUCUGUGGCUCUGCCAGCCCUUGGACAAGGGCCUCGCGGGGGAGUUCCUGAACAUCUGCUGAUGGACUAUCUGUAUGAUGCUCUGCAAGACAUGUCGAACUUGAAGUAUGUCACAGAAGUGCGACUCGUUCUUUACGAAGCAGACAGGUAUGACCGAUUCAAAGAAUUUCUGACAUCUCUGCUGAACAGACGAGGGAUAGCUAAGAAGCCUUUCUUUGGUGACAGGAAUAAAGGCCAGGGAGGCGCGAGGCCUAAAACGCAACCCGGAUACCCUCAAGCUGGACCCCGACUCCACCAUGUCCAGGAACACAUUCAUCCUGAUGGGGUCGUAGUGAAAUUCUUCUCCGACAACCGUGAAUGUAUUCAUUCUGCAAAGGAGAAACUUGUAAAUGCUUGUAGUGAAGAGUUCGAUGACCAGCUUGUUCAGCAUGACACAGUCAAGACCUUGGAUGAAGAAAAAAUCUGCAGGCUACAAGUCAUUGCGAAGCAGCGUGGAGUGUCCAUAGAUAUCAAUACACGCAUUGGUAGAAUUAGAUUACAGGGUCUAAAGGACGACGUUGCUGCAACCCGAACAUCUGUGUACGAAAUCUGUCUGGAGCAAAAGGAUGAUGAGCAUGCAGAAGCUGUCGGAGCCUGUGUGCAGUGGUUCUACAUGGACGUCUUGGACAAUGGGGACGAGGAGCUGGUGGAAUACGACCAGAAUACAAACAAACUCAUUGAGAAAAGAUUUAGAGGCAGCGAAGAAACCUAUGAACUUGAAGAUAUAGAAGGGAUGAAAUACAUAAUAGACUUUAAGGACAUGGUGGAAUACAGAGACGAUGACAUGAGCACAAAGGUCACCGUUGUCAGAAAGGAUCUCAUCCAAGCUGCGGAGUUCGACCCUCCACACAAUUGGGAGCCUAUGGGUGCCAGUGAGAAUCUAAAGGUCUGCAGGAUAGGACACGACAGUGCGGAAUACCGAAAUAUAGCUGGGUCAUUUUCCAGCUCAAAGAGAACGAUAAUAAAAAUCGAGCGUGUCCAGAACAAGUCUCUGUAUAAGCAGUACAUGGCCAAGAAAGAGGAGUUCAAUAAGAGACAAUCCGCGACAAAGCAGGAAAGACAACUCUGGCACGGAACAGCUACAGAAGCCAUACCUUCCAUCAACAGUUACGGCUUCAACAGGAGCUACUGUGGCAAAAAUGCUGUUGCCUAUGGCAACGGGGUCUACUUUGCCGUCGACGUCAACUACUCAACACAGGACAAAUACUCGCCCGACCCUCUCGGCAACAAGUAUGUAUACCUUGUGGACGUUUUGACAGGGACGUACACUCUGGGCAAGUCUGGGAUGAGGGUUCCUCCUCCGUUAGAUCCGGCCACUCCAGCAGUUCUCUAUGAUUCUGUUGUGGAAAACACCCAACAACCAGGAAUGUUUGUCAUUUUUAAUGACACACAAGCAUAUCCAAAGUACCUAAUCACAUAUAAGUCAGGUUCGUGAAAAUAAUAGAGAACAAAGUUCAACUAUUAUUUGACAUUGUUUUCGGAUUUUAUGUGUAUUCUGAAAUGUUUGAAGUAUUUGAAUGUGUAACAUGUUCCCCUCAUCACAAAAAACUAGGCAAUCCAGUGCAAGCAAUACACCUAUAUAUGCAUGGUUUUCUGUUAUGUUGUAGCAAUGAAAUAUGCUAGAAGUAUUACACAGAGUAGUAUGAUCGAA